Messenger RNA from Cygnus olor (mute swan), 1273 nucleotides. Its product is annotated as nuclear cap-binding protein subunit 2. The transcript is spliced from 4 exons. Bases 105 to 611 code for a protein of 168 amino acids. NCBI's taxonomy places the organism in Eukaryota, Metazoa, Chordata, Aves, Anseriformes, Anatidae. Gene Ontology annotation, cellular component: nuclear cap binding complex. Gene Ontology annotation, biological process: mRNA cis splicing, via spliceosome. The record is from RefSeq and is a predicted model, not a curated record. Gene Ontology annotation, molecular function: RNA cap binding.
CGGCCGGGCCGCCCCGCUGGCCGUGAGGCGGUGUCGGUGGGCGCCGCGGCGGUUCUGGAAGGAUCCCGGCGGCCGGGGCGCGGGGGGGGGGGGGCGCGGGCGCCAUGUCGGGGCUGCUUCACACCUCGCUCAGCGGCCUCAACAGCGACUCCUACUGCGAGAUCAGCCGCUACCGCGACCAGCACUUCCGGGGUAGCAAGAAGCUGCAGGAGAAGUUCCUGAAGAUCUCCUCCACGCUGUACGUGGGCAACCUGUCCUUCUACACCACCGAGGAGCAGAUCCAGGAGCUCUUCUCCAAGUGCGGCGACGUCAAGCGCAUCGUCAUGGGGCUGGACAAGAUCAAGAAGACGCCCUGCGGCUUCUGCUUCGUCGAAUACUACACGAGAGCAGACGCUGAACACGCAAUGCGAUUUAUCAACGGCACACGACUAGACGACCGCAUCGUUCGAACAGACUGGGAUGCAGGGUUUAAGGAGGGCCGACAGUAUGGAAGAGGAAAGACGGGAGGACAGGUGCGAGAUGAGUACCGGACAGACUACGAUGUGGGAAGAGGUGGCUUUGGCAAGAUUAUUCAGAUGCAGAAGGCAAAUCAUCAGCCUGCAGUCUAUUAAUUGCCUCAUAGGUCCUAGCUCGUAGAGGGUUCUGUCCUUCCAGAGCUAGCCCUGUUCUCGCAUUUUGGAUUGGGGUAGGGAGUGAGAUCCAAGUUCCAACAAAAGGUGACCCUCCUUAGACUGUGGAUAUACAUGUGUUCAUUCCCCCUUCCUUCUGGGCUAGAGAAGAUGUUCUGUGCUGAUACAGGGCAACGAGGGAAACAAAUGGACAGCUCUGCAGGAUCCUGGGUAAGAAGAAAUGCAGCAUGGCAACACCUCAUGCUAUGACGUACUCUUCACGUUGCAGCUAAGCAGGUGGCUUCCUCCAAGUCGGGACUGCAGCUGCGGUUGCUCUCAGAUGGAACUUCUUAGGCAUGUGCCACCACUGGAGCCCUCCAAGUGCCAGGGCACCUUGUGGGGUUGCACGAGAGUUGCAAAUUUCUAAUUUACAGCCUCAUCUGCUUACAAAGCAGUAUCACUGUUUGGAUGAGAGAAGCGCAGCAAGGUCUUACUGUCCGCUUGGAGGUGCUUGCCUGCACAUCUAGCCCUUGGGUUGGUCAGGGCCUGCAGAGCCUUUCUCUUUAUGAUGCCCCCAGUGCUGCCUGGCUUUUCAGAUCCUCACUGUUCGGCGUGGUUUUGUUAAAAGUUUCUUUCAAUUUUUUAAAUAAACAGUGAGUCCUGUA